Staurois parvus is the source of this 386-nucleotide messenger RNA. The record is from the annotation of a GenBank genome assembly. NCBI's taxonomy places the organism in Eukaryota, Metazoa, Chordata, Amphibia, Anura, Ranidae.
CAUUCGCAGCCGCAGCUGUCAAUCACCAGGUCCUGGACGGUAAUUACUCGCCGACACCCAGUGAUUUCCAAAGAUCUCCGACGGGGAGGAGAACUGUUUUGUUUACUAACAGUUUUUCCUGUCAGCUCUGGCAGACUGCUCUGGAUGGCUAGCAGUGUGAUUACAGUGAAGCACACAGACACCGCCCCUUAGUAAAACCCUCCCUGCACACAGUUAACCCUUUGAUCGCCCCUCAUGUUAACCCCUUCCUGCCCAGUGCCAUUAGUGCAGUGUAGGUGCUUUAUUUUAGCACCAAUCACUGUAUUGGUGUCACUGGGGAUGUCAGUGACACCAAGUCAGUUCCCCCCAGUGUCAGAAUGUCCACCACAGUCCGCAAUAAUUCGCUG